AUGCUCGUUGUUUGUGUACCGAACCUUUUUUUUUUUUUCUUUUUGGUGUGUGUGUGUGUGUUUUGGCUUUUGUUCCCGCGGGAAGGAUUUACAGAGAAGCAGAAGCAGCAGCGGAUGCCUCCAACGGCUCUGGUUGUUGGGCAGAGCGUCAUGAAGGCGUUUCAGCACCUGUCGACGCAGGAUCUACACACACGUCGCGUGGAGGAGGCGUACCGCGUUGUGGUGGAGUGCAUCACGGCGGUGGAUCCGGCAAUGCGACUGUACAUGUUUGGCUCCACCGCAGUGUACGGUGUACACGAAAAGGGCAGCGACGUGGAUUUUGUCGCGCUCAGCAAGACGGAUGUGGAAGAUGGGAAGGGCGAAGACGCCGGAACGCAAGUGGCGAAGGGACUGCAGGCAGAGUUUCUUGGAAAGUUGGCCAGAGUAGUACGACAGAAGCACUUAUCGUGGAAUGUGGAGGAGGUGCGACGCACACGCGUCCCAGUCAUUCGUGUGAAAGGCGGUAGCAGCGUUGACUUUGACAUCACCGUGAAUCGGCGCAACGGGGUGCGAAACAGCGCGCUUCUGCGGGCCUACUUUGAACAGGAUCCGCCGUGUCGCUGGCUAAGCAUGGGCGUGAAGCGGUGGAGCAAGAGGGCGGGGCUAAAUGCUUCUGUAGUUGGUGGAAGCAUCACAUCGUACGGGUUCAAUUUGAUGGUGGUGUAUUACCUGCUUCAGCGCGGGGCACUGCGGUUUAUUGAACCACACGCCAUUGACGUUGCCAACGUGGCACCGGUGCCUCCGUACUUGCCACUGGAGCCGCCGAGGAAUGAUGGGGCGGAGUUGGGAGAGCAGGUUUUGGACUUUUUGGCGUUUUACAUGCAUGAGUUUGACGCAGCCCGUCAUGUUGUCUCACUGAGCCGCCCAGGGAUCACAACGAAGGAGCAGUUGAACUGGACGAAGAAUGCGGAGGAUCUUGCCCGCAUGAAUGGAGAGAAGAUCAACUACCAGUGGUGCAUCGAGGACCCCUACGAACUGAACUUAAACGUCGGCAGAAAUGUGACACCACUGAAGCGUGACUUUCUUCGCAAGCACUUGGAAAAGGCACGGGAAACGGCCCUUCUAACCACCACCGAAUAA
This is a messenger RNA of Trypanosoma cruzi, 1119 nucleotides long. RefSeq lists its product as uncharacterized. NCBI's taxonomy places the organism in Eukaryota, Euglenozoa, Kinetoplastea, Trypanosomatida, Trypanosomatidae. Gene Ontology annotation, biological process: RNA 3'-end processing. Bases 1 to 1119 code for a protein of 372 amino acids. The transcript has a single exon. Gene Ontology annotation, molecular function: nucleotidyltransferase activity. The record is from RefSeq and is a predicted model, not a curated record.